AUGGCCGUGCCUGAGAUUCCUUCAGUGGUGCUCCGUUCUUCCACCGGCGAAGUGAAGAUGCCGGUGAUCGGGAUGGGGUCUGCGCCAGACUUCACCUGCAAGGCCGACACCAAGGAAGCCAUUGUGGAAGCCAUAAGGCAGGGUUACAGGCACUUAGACACCGCCGCCGCCUAUGGCUCUGAGGCUGCCCUCGGAGAAGCCAUUAAGGAGGCUCUUCAGCUCGGCCUCGUCCCAUCCAGACAACACCUCUUCGUCACCUCCAAGCUCUGGUGCACCAACAAUCAUCCUCACCUCGUUCUUCCUGCUCUCCAGAACUCUCUCAGGAAUCUUCAGCUGGAGUACUUGGACCUGUAUCUGAUUCACUGGCCCAUCUCUGCUAAGCCAGGCAAGUUCGCGUUCCCCAUAGAGGCGGAAGAUGUGGUUCCUUUGGACUUGAAGGGAGUGUGGACGGCCAUGGAAGAAUGCCAGAGGCUGGGCCUCACCAGAGCCAUCGGAGUCAGCAACUUCUCCGUCAAGAAGCUCGACCAUCUGCUGUCAUUCGCCACCGUUCCGCCGGCGGUGAAUCAGGUGGAGAUGAACCUGGCAUGGCAGCAGAAGAAGCUGCUGGACUUCUGCAAAUCAAAAGGGAUAGUGAUCACAGCGUUCUCGCCGCUGAGGAAAGGAGCGAGCAGGGGACCCAACGAGGCCAUGGAGAGUGAUGUGGUGAAGGAGAUAGCAGAAGCGAGGGACAAGUCAAGCGCUCAGGUUUGUCUGAGAUGGCUCUACGAGCAAGGCGUGACCUUCGUGCCAAAGAGCUACAACAAGGACAGGAUGAACCAAAACCUGCAAAUCUUUGAGUGGUCAUUGACUGAAGAUGAUCAUAAAAAGAUGAGUGAAAUAAAGCAGCAACGUUUGAUCCAGGGACCCACCAAGCCUCCGCUUCCAGAUCUGUACGAUGACGAAAUAUAAACCAUAGAUGAUAUUUGAUUGAUUAGGGUGUCAUCGAUUCUGCAGAACACAAAAAUAAAAGCCUCCCCUUUAGUCUAUUCGGUUAAUGGAUUCUUUAUUUCUGGGUGGUGUGCGUAAUUGUUCGGUUUAUCCCUUGUCAUGCUUAUUUUGAGCUGUGUUGUUUUGGAAGUCGGAGAUAUGGAUAGUAGACUAUGAAUAUAUUACCUAAAGUUUAUUUAUCUC
Molecule: messenger RNA, 1170 nt
Organism: Neltuma alba
Lineage: Eukaryota; Viridiplantae; Streptophyta; Magnoliopsida; Fabales; Fabaceae
Product: NAD(P)H-dependent 6'-deoxychalcone synthase-like
Exons: 2
Coding region: 1-948 (315 amino acids)
Molecular function (GO): oxidoreductase activity, acting on the CH-OH group of donors, NAD or NADP as acceptor
Source: RefSeq, a predicted model, not a curated record